AUGGCCUUAUAUCUUUCUUGGGGAGCGACCAACACUGUAGCAGACAGCUGUCUACAUACUGUAAGGACAUCUAAUGGGACCUAUUCGACCAGUCUGCUAAGAAGUCUAGCUCCGGCGCUCUUCUCUGUGGGCACCUAUCAGGAGGUCAUGUUCCACGGCGAGCUGUUUAACGACAAUGGUGGAUUUCGUGGUCCCCCAAGCCCUGAGCGUGAUGCCGCGUGGGACAGAAUCACUCCAGAGGACCCAUUUCCCAUUUCAGCCUCUGAAGUUGUCAAGGUUGGGAAAUCCUUGGAGUCUUCAAUCAGAUACCCCGACGACAAAGGCGGCCAGUAUGCUGCCAAUCUAGAGGUUUUCCACCAGUUACACUGCCUGAAUCUUCUGCGGAAAGCGACUCAUUUCGAAUAUUACGCCGACAAAGAGAUUAUGUUCAAGACAACACCUCAUAUGAUCCAGGAGCACCUUGAUCAUUGUAUCGACAUGCUCCGCAUCAGUCUGCAAUGCACGAGUGAUCUCACACUCAUAACCUUCAACGCGUCAACGCCUGAAUUUCCCAUGGCAGAGUAUAUACCUGACUUCUACACGAACCACAGAUGCAGAAACUUCGAACAAACUUUGGAUUGGUACAAUGAUCGCCGGAUACCUCUGCAUUUGCCGAGCACCCAUGACAUGUCAGAUGAACGGCCUUGA
Messenger RNA from Fonsecaea pedrosoi CBS 271.37, 687 nucleotides. RefSeq lists its product as uncharacterized. The transcript is spliced from 4 exons. Gene Ontology annotation, biological process: mycotoxin biosynthetic process. NCBI's taxonomy places the organism in Eukaryota, Fungi, Ascomycota, Eurotiomycetes, Chaetothyriales, Herpotrichiellaceae. Bases 1 to 687 code for a protein of 228 amino acids. The record is from RefSeq and is a predicted model, not a curated record.